Monodelphis domestica (gray short-tailed opossum) is the source of this 960-nucleotide messenger RNA. Its product is annotated as olfactory receptor 2B11-like. Gene Ontology annotation, biological process: G protein-coupled receptor signaling pathway. Gene Ontology annotation, molecular function: olfactory receptor activity; G protein-coupled receptor activity. The record is from RefSeq and is a predicted model, not a curated record. Gene Ontology annotation, cellular component: membrane. Lineage: Eukaryota; Metazoa; Chordata; Mammalia; Didelphimorphia; Didelphidae.
AUGUCAGGGAGUAAUGAAAGCCUUCCAGAUAUGUUUGUUUUAUUAGGCUUCUCAGACCACUCAUGGAUAGAACUUCCUCUGUUCUUCAUUCUCCUUAUCAGUUAUUUAUUGGCUAUGCUGGGCAACUUCUCUAUCAUUCUAAUCUGUAGGCUGGACCAUCACCUCCAUAGCCCAAUGUAUUUUUUCCUAACUAAUCUCUCCUUUCUGGACAUCUGUUUUACAACAAGCAUUGUUCCCCAGAUAUUAUUCAACUUGGGUAGCUCAAAGACAAUCACUUAUAUUGGAUGUGCCAUUCAGCUUUACUUCUUCCAUUUCCUGGGGUCCACAGAGUGUCUUCUCUUAGCUGUCAUGUCCCUGGAUCGCUAUGUAGCUAUUUGCAAACCACUUAGAUACACCCUCAUCAUGAAUCAAAAUAUUUGUUUCCUACUUGUAUCCAUUGUAUGGUUAAGUGGCCUGAUUUAUUCUUUAUCAGAGGUUACUUUGACCUUACAGCUACCAUUGUGUGGACACAACGAAUUAGAUCACGUGGUGUGUGAGAUGCCUGUAUUGAUCAAGGCUGCCUGUGGGGAUAAGAGCUCUAAUGAAUUUGGGCUUUCCUUGGUUUGUGUAUUUUUCCUUGCUAUACCUUUAGUCCUAGUUAUUGCUUCCUAUGUCUGUAUUGGAAAAGCUGUUAUGAACAUUCAGUCUUCUGAGGGAAGGAAGAAAGCCUUUGGGACCUGUUCUUCCCAUCUCAUUGUUGUAUUAUUGUUCUAUGGCCCGGCAAUUAGUAUGUACCUCCAACCCCCUUCUUCUAUCUCCAGAGAUCAACCCAAAUUCAUGGCCCUUUUCUAUGGUGUUAUAACCCCUACACUCAAUCCCUUCAUCUACACCCUAAGGAAUAAAGAUGUGAAAGGGGCCAUAGGCAAUGUAUUGAGGACAAUGUUUAAGUCCAAAAGAGUAUCAGUAUCCAAUAUCAAGUAA